CGAUUCGCCAUGUUUCCAGCAAUAUUUCCUGAAACAAUUUCUGCACAGUCAGCAAAAACGGGAGUGCCCGCAAUUCCAAACAAACCAGGCAGGCAACAGCAAGGGGUGGUGGCUUGCGUUCGGAAACGUGUGGACCAUGAGCGGCUGGCUCACGGACCUGUUGCUCCUUGGCGAAGACGAAGAAGAGAGGAUGGAGCGCUUGCGGCACGAGGAAGCCGUGCGACGGCAACAAGAAGAAGAACAAGAAGAACAAGAAGACCCGCAGGGCGCGAAGGACACCCAACACAAUGACCUUAAUGAUGAGGUUAGCGAUGGUGAUGAGGGUGAUGAUGAGGGUGGUGAUGGCCGCGCGACCGGGGUUGGCGGCAAGAGCGCUGCUCGGGAUGACACAGACGAUCAGGUGAAGGAGCAGCAGGAGACGACACAAAGGAGAAAUAAACCCCAGAAGCCUCGCUCGGCUCAAGCAACCACGCGGACAGGUGCCGCCCUGGCUACGGGACAGCAACCCCACUCUCCGCACCGCACCCUGGCAGAGGAUAUCGAACACGAACUUGAUGAGAUUGCUGCAGGUUUCAUGAGCUUCGUUGGCCAGGCCCGAAGCUUCGGCACCAGCCUGAUUGAGUCUGCCGGGGAAACACUCAAGGCGUUUGACUCUGGCAUGGAGCAGCUGAGCAUCGAGGAGCGCUUGGAUCCGCGCCCCAUCCGCCUCCUUACCGUCGGCAUCAUGGGAUCAGGCACUGACUCCCACGCUGAGCUUGCCUGUCCGCUUGCGCAGUGGCUGGCCAAGCGCGGGUACAAUCUGCUGACGGGUGGCGGGCGCGGCGUGAUGCAAGCAGCCAGCAAGGCGUUUGUCUCCGUGCGAAAGCGUCACGGACGAUGCGUCGGCGUUGUUCGCUCAAGCGAAGACAACCGCACGCCAUACCCCGGGUACCCAAACCCAUAUGUUGAGAUCCCCAUCAUCACGCACUUGGCAGGCAAGGACAACAGCCCUCAGAGCCGCAACCACAUCAACAUCCUCACCAGCGACAUCAUCGUCUGUCUUCCCGGCAGCAAAGGCACCGCCUCUGAGCUUGCUCUCUCCGCCCUGUACGACAAGCCCGUGUGUGUGUUUUCGGGGCCAACGAAGCCGCCGCCAGCCGGAGCAGAGACGCUCGACGUCCCCGUGUACACACAACUGGAGGAGGUGCAGGCGUUUAUUCUCCAGGAAAGCGCGAAACUGCAGCGUGAGGAGCAGCGCAAGCAACGCCGCCUACUCCAGAAAGAACAACGACAACAGCAACAGCGCGACCAAGAGGACGCGCCAACCCACCAGCGACAGGCGCACGCGGAGCAAACUGCUGAGUCAGCACAACCGGACACAGCCGCAACUGUCACGCCUGCUGCUAGAGCUUCAACGUCAACGAAGCAGCAGCAGCAGCAGCAGCAGGGCAGGGGGGAACCAGGCAUCAGCAGCGACGAUGAUGACCGAGAUGGCGAUGAAGGAGGAAAUGAUGAUGAGGAGGGGGAAGGGGAAGGCAAUGAGAAAGAGGCAGAGGGGGGUGAGAAGCGUGCGCACAAGGACAAGAAUGCGGUGCCAGCUGUCAGCGGUGGCGCUGGUGUCGACGGCGCGGAGACGGGAGCAGAGGGCAGGCAGGCAAGCAAGAAGCGUCCCGCCAAGGGAGAAGGAAAGAAGCAGACAACAGCAAAGGCCAAAGCCAAGAAGACGGAGCAGAAGAACGCCGGCAAGAAGGCGCCGCCAACAGUUGCAGACGCUCGCGAUGCUGAUGGAGACGAUGCUGAUGUUGCUGAUGAAAAUGAUCACGAUGACAGUGACGGUGUGGUUGUCGUGGACACGCCAUCCACGACAGGCGCGCGUGCACGUGCAAGUGUGCCGGAUCUCCAGCUUCCACCGCACACGACCACAAGCACGAGCACGCAGACGAGCGGAGAGGAUGAGGAGCCCGUGCUGAGUCCCGCUGAGCUGCAGGAGUUGCGAAUGGCCAUGCAAGAUGAGGACUGACGUGAUGCAAUCAAGUCUCAGCACUGCCAUUUGGCUGUGUUUUGUUGUGUGUGUGUGUGUGUGUGUGUGUGUGUGUGUGUGUGUGUGUGUGUGUGUGCCUCAUGUGUGCUCCUCCUACUGUUUCGCUUGUUUGGCUGGUGGUUGGACCGGUUUUUGCUUUGCGACGUGAGUGCGUGUGCCGGCGCUUUGUGUUGGUUUCCUUUUUGUUUGCCAGUGCGGCGGUUGGUUGUUUGCUUUCAACUGCCCUUUCUUCGCCGCACUCGUUUGUUUCCCUCUCCCCUUAACGUGUGUAGCCGCCUAACUAAUUGCUUAUCCUAAACUCAAUUGCGUUUCACAUCCACGUCUGUGGUGAACUGCACGAAUGAAUACAUAACUGGCUCCGCCAAAGUCUUUGCUCGAUGCACCGUCACUGGCGCCAAG
Salpingoeca rosetta is the source of this 2419-nucleotide messenger RNA. RefSeq lists its product as uncharacterized. The coding region runs from base 137 to 1999 and encodes 620 amino acids. Lineage: Eukaryota; Choanoflagellata; Craspedida; Salpingoecidae. The transcript has 8 exons. The record is from RefSeq and is a predicted model, not a curated record.